AAAACCAGGCUUCCAGUGCCCACGAGUCACUUAAGUAACCGACGUCGCUGGGCGCGAAAAAGUCAGGACAAAAUCAAGUCUGUAGUCGAAUGACUGAGACUGAAGCACGUUGAACGCGCUUCUGGAACCCUACUGGCAAAUGUCUGCCCAAGGUCACAAACUGGAAGAAGUAGUAACUACAGUCGAAGUUGGAGAUGGUAGCAUGUUUGCAGCGACGAUAUUCCAGGAGGACCUGCCACAUACGAUGCCAAAAUCCCUUCCAUCAUGCCCAAAGACAGGAUACACGGACGUUGAGGAUCCCUGCCCGAGCCCGACGCUGUCUGUUGCUACUGCAAGAAAGAAAGCGUGUCUCCUUCCUAUCCGUAUGCUGAGUUUCAAGACAGAUUUUGAGGGUAGUGAUGGGACUCGCAGUACUGCGCAAUACGACAUGCAUCUGCAUCCCCAACUUAUUCUCAAGGACAUCAUAUUUUUCCCCAAUAUGCUCGAGCAUCUAGCUGAUGUCGUCAACUCCAAGCUCUACCUUUCGACUGGGAACACCAGAAGCCUAUCUCAGGUUCCGGAUGGUCAUGAUCUGCAUCGACGUCGUGUUCACGAAGUUUUGAAUGCGACUUCAGGCUUCACAAUAGGCCCCGAGGCUGACCUCCAGCGCGAUUGCCGUAACCUACAGAAGCUUUCAUCUCUCGUCGCCUCCACCCUAGUCGCCGAUCUUGAUCAAUGGUCAAGCAUCUUCCAGUACAGUGAAAAACCUAUAUUAGUGAUGCCUUACGCUCUUGCAGGUGGAUAUCUCUUGCUUAAUAAAGAUAUCAUAGCAAAGGCCGGGCUUCCCAACGACCUUGACGGCGGUAUUCGGCUUGUCAUCGAGGUGUGGAUGAAGGAAUCUUGGAACGCCAAAGGCGUCGAAUCUGGUGUUUCCAACAGAAGCGCACUCAGCUUCUACGCCAAACAUGAGCGGGCGGAAGUUCAAACGUGGUGGAAGAAAAAAACACGAAAAGCGACCAAGAAGAGAUCAACAUCGGAUAACGGUCCUGGUGAUGUUGAAGGAGGUGAUACUAAAGACGAAGAAGGUGCUAAGGACGACUCUGCGCAUAGGCUACCAUGUAACGAGGGUGGCUUUACGAAGGCGUUGAAAAUUAUCCAACAGCAUUGGUUCAACAUUUAUGUUUUGAAUGCUGGGAGUCGAGAGUGGCAUACGGGAUCGAAAAUUACAACAUCUCUACCUGUCGCCGCCGAUAGAUUUAGAUGACCCGAGUAGUCUCCCAAAAGGCUGCUUCGAAAUUCAUGCUGGCCUACAGAUUGCAGCACUCCGUGAUGCAAUCUAGCGUGCAAAGCGAUUUAAAGCGCUUUCACACUUUUCCAAGAUUUGCACAUUCGAAUAUGGCUGCGGAGAACCAUAUCAAGACAGGACCCCAAACACUGCAUCCUUAGCUUGAGCUAUGAUAUGCGACUUUCUUUCCCCUCUCCUACGGGUCCACUUACCAUGAAACUGUUUGUCAGACACUCAAUUGAUGUUAUGAUGCGGGUUUUUCAUUAGCUUAUCCAUAUCUAAUUUCCCUCUUAUCAUAGCUCUUAUCGGUAUGAUUCUGGUAACUAUCACGCAUAUCACAAUAGGUUGAUUUUAGUGAUGAGAUGAAGUCAUCGCGACUGAGUUCAUCCUAGAGUUAGUCGAACUUACUAUAAAAAGUGAAGGAUAUUACAAAGCGAG
This is a messenger RNA of Desarmillaria tabescens, 1702 nucleotides long. RefSeq lists its product as uncharacterized. The record is from RefSeq and is a predicted model, not a curated record. The transcript is spliced from 7 exons. Bases 140 to 1243 code for a protein of 367 amino acids. NCBI's taxonomy places the organism in Eukaryota, Fungi, Basidiomycota, Agaricomycetes, Agaricales, Physalacriaceae.